Olea europaea var. sylvestris is the source of this 1424-nucleotide messenger RNA. RefSeq lists its product as uncharacterized. The record is from RefSeq and is a predicted model, not a curated record. Bases 381 to 1055 code for a protein of 224 amino acids. NCBI's taxonomy places the organism in Eukaryota, Viridiplantae, Streptophyta, Magnoliopsida, Lamiales, Oleaceae. The transcript has 8 exons.
CCCAGUCCGAUUCCCCACAUUCAGACAUUUCGUCCUCCCCUCUCUCUAGUCUCGCUCGAGUCCUCGACGUCUCUGGCUAUCAGCCCCUGCUCUAACUGCUCCGGUCAGUCUCGCCAAUUUAGUCAUCUCCGAUCACUUCUCCUCCUCCUUCGCCUACUCCAAGUGCACGGGUGGCUGGGUAUGAGGCGGUAAUAAUCUCCAACAGCAGGCGGCAAGCCAAAAACUCAAAGUCUGGACUUGAUUAAAUUGCGCUCGCACUGGAAAAUAUUUCUGGCUCCGUCUCUGUGCAGCUGUGCUAUUAUUUACAUUCAGUGCAGCUCUACCUUGAGCUGAGUUCAUUGAGUUAGAGAUCAUUCGGUUUUCGAAGAUAUAUUACAGAUAUGGAGGCUGUGGUAAAAAAGUACCAGCAGAAGUACAGAAAGGUCAAAGAUGAAAUGGGUAGCUGGGAAGAGCUUCAGGCUAGAUUACUUUCACAAUUCUCAAACGCCUCUUCCAUUGUCCAAAGAUUACAGGUCCUCUCUACCACACAUGUGAUUCAUAAAUCUAGAAACUAUGGUGGUUUGAAAUGUGUUGAGGGCAUUGAAGGUGCUGUGUUGGCGAAGCAAAUGGAGUCUCUGCAAACCAUCUUACUGUCUAUGAACAAGACCUUGGAAGAUUUUCAUGGGGUAGUCUUAUCAAUCGAGAAGAUUGUCCGUGAUAGCAGGCAGUUAGUAAAAGGGGGGUCUGCUCAAUUAGCCACAAAACAGCUGAAGCAGCAAAUCGGUGUGAAACCAAGUGUUGCGGAUUGUUUGGAUGGACUUAGACUUCUUGAAGAGAUGCACCAAUCUGAGUACCAUCUUAAAUUAUCUGUGGUGUCAGCACUUCCUGAAAUUGCGUUGAAACUCAGUGGUGGUGAUGGUGAUCUUGAUGCACUUCGGCAACUCCUGGUUGAUCAACCUAAUAUUCCCAGAGAAGAAGGCAAAGCGCAUAGAGUGAUAAUGGCAAUGCCAGGACUGCACACGAGGCAUGUGGCUAAUACACGCUCCAAUUGGACAGUAAAUUUCGUCAAAAGCUAAAUAUGAGUGAAAGGCCGGUAGCAAACAAGUACUGCGAGAGAAAGAGGAAAAGAACUUUGAAAAAGGAGGAAAAGAUUGCUUGAAAUUGUCAGGAGGAAAGCGAAUGGAAGUUGGCGAUGCGUCCCGAUUGGAUGUGGAACGGUGAUUAGCCGGUUCGUCUAUCGACUCUGUGGCUAAUAUGUGUGCAACAACACAAAGUUGAGUUAGAGGGCAUGGCUAGCCUCAGGGGAUGAAAGGCUGUGGGUAACAUGCCCAGGACCUGGUGCUGGCUAACUUGUUUUGUUCAAAGAUUUCUUCCAAUGCUUUCAGGGGAGCGAGUUGUCAGUUCGUAAGAGAAGAAGAUUCGUGUUUCCUCUAGUGCCAACCAAG